GAGGACUCCUCGUGCUCUAGCAGUUCGUCAAGUACGUCGGAUGAAGAGGAACCUCUACGCAAGAGAUCAAAACGAGAUGCUCAGGUAACGGUCGAUCCCCGGAUCGACGCGUUAUACGAACAGAUAGUUGGAGUGCUGCGGAACGGGAGCAAUUAUCUGGACGGUCUGCGGGCAGCCAUGGCCAAGUUUAGAAAAGAUCUGGAGAACUGUACUCAAUCCGCCACAACGAACGAGUCUCCAGACGAGGCGUCUGCGAAGACUCCGUGCGAGAGAAUCAUAGAAGCCAGUGGCCAGGUCACCAGGAUCUCGGAGUUGGCACUCUGGGCAACCAAUCAGCUUAAGGAGAGGAAAUUUGCGGAAAACAAGAACACAGCUAAAGAUGAAGAGGAGAAACUGUUGAUGAAGUUGGCUUGGUUCUUGGACCAACUGGCUCGGUUGACCGGGUACGAACCGGAGCUAGCUGAUGCCACUACCACUCCAGCCCUGGAUGACACAACAGAAACUGAAGAAGAUAAAAUCGGUACUCUUGAAAUUAUGGAUUCCGUGGAAAACGGACCAAGUGUAACUUUGCCGCCAAAAAGGUCGAUUCAAAAGCGCUCACUAAAUGAUCCAACGACGGUAUUCGUUCAGAAUUUCAUUAAACACAAAGUAUGGAAUAAUGAUAAUACUGAUAAUAAUAAUAACCACAAAACAUUCGAUGUACAAAACGAAUUACAAGCGAAAAGGAAACAAAAACGCACUAUUAAAUUUCCCACGAUUAUGUGGGAAGUUUUCAAACCAAAAAACAUCAUAGAGAAAGUGAAACGACUACAGGUUGGUUUGAAAAAAUUCCAAACUCCCGGCAUAGGUGUCGCUGUUACAAAAACUAUACGGAAGAGAGCAGCUAACUACGCCAAUGAAUUUUCUGUACCGAAAGUUCCCGAAAAUCCAAUGCAGGAUAUUAGUUAUUACGUGAAAAAUAAAGUAGGUACAUAUAUAAGUCCGGAUAUAGUGCAAGAGUUGCAGGUAAAAGAUAACAUGGAGAAGAUACUGGAUAGAGGAAAUAUAAAUAAUGUUUGGUUUUACGGAUCAAAUGUCAAACUCGGAAUACAACCAAUCUCGAAGUCAGUUAAUGAGAGCUCCUCAGAUUCGCACAGCACUAAUUUGUAAAGACACUAAUUAUUAUUACCAUAGUUUUCUCAUAAUUCUUAGAAAUUUUAAAAUACCUAUAAAGGAGAUUUUUAGAAAUAGUACCUACUUUCAUUUACAUCAAUACAGUGUGUACUAUAUUAGUGAUUUACCUGAGUAGGUAUUAAUUAUUUGGCAACACUCUGACAUGUCACCAAA
Messenger RNA from Leptidea sinapis, 1326 nucleotides. RefSeq lists its product as uncharacterized. NCBI's taxonomy places the organism in Eukaryota, Metazoa, Arthropoda, Insecta, Lepidoptera, Pieridae. Bases 178 to 1149 code for a protein of 323 amino acids. The record is from RefSeq and is a predicted model, not a curated record. The transcript is spliced from 5 exons.